This is a messenger RNA of Acanthosepion pharaonis, 888 nucleotides long. The record is from the annotation of a GenBank genome assembly. Lineage: Eukaryota; Metazoa; Mollusca; Cephalopoda; Sepiida; Sepiidae.
AUGUUUUCACUAUUUCUUUCCUUGUCUCUAAUUUCUCAUUUUCAUAUUACUCUACAUAAUAUUCAUGAUCCCAGGUACAUUUCCUCAUUAACACCUCACUCUCAUUCUCUAUACCUAUUUCUUUCUAAUAUUCUUAAGAUGUCUCCAUUUUUUUCUUCUUUUGCCAUUUUGUAUCUUUCGAACUCCUUUUAUUUGCUAACAAUUACGGAGUAUAGCUUCAUACGUUCUCUCUUUUACUCAUUGUCCUUUCUUUUCUCUCUCACGUUUCCUCUUUUCUUUCUUUCUUUUUCUUUAUACAAAUCCAAUUUCACACAUGAUCAGGCUAUAACAGAGAUACACACUUUCUUCCUCUCUGUGGUUUUCUCUUUUCUUUCUUUCUUCUUCUUCAUCUCUUUCCCUCUAUCUAAUUAUCUAAGUUCAUAUCUAUCUAUCUAUCUAUCUAUCUAUCUAUCAAUUUGUAUUCUAAAUAGCUUUCUCGUUCUAUCUGUCUAUCUAUCUCAGCACGUUCAUAACUGUGUGUCUAUCUAUCUAUCUAUCUAUCUAUCUAUCUAUCUAUCUAUCUCAGUACUACGAUCAUAUAUCUAUCUAUCUAUCUAUCUAUCUAUCUAUCUAUCUAUCUAUCUCAGUACGUUGAUAUGUAUGUAUGUAUGUAUGUAUGUAUGUAUCUAUCUAUCUAUCUAUCUAUCUAUCUCAUACGAUCAUUAUCUAUCUAUCUAUCUAUCUAUCUAUCUAUCUAUCUAUCAUAAUUUACAAGAUUUGAAUACUAACUGGCUUUCUCGUUCUAUCUGUCUAUCUAUCUCAGUACGUUCAUAUCUAUCUAUCUAUCUAUCUAUCUAUCUGUGGAACGAAAAUAAACAAACACGCAAGCACAUUCACUUAUUAAAAUAA